AGUUUUAUAAUGGCAAGUUUCUGUGUGCAGAAUGGAUACUCUCCAAAGACAUAUGCCAUUUACAGGUCCUGAUGGCACAAAUGAACUUAAAAAGAUUGCUGUGCGAUUUGAAGAUAAGGUUUUUGCAGCUGCUGUGGAUCAGGAAGAUUAUCUGCGCAAAAUAUCUCUCAAGAUGCUAUCACUUAGAAAUCAUGUUUCUCGAGAUGGAAAUUUCUUUAGUGCCAACCAGCUGGCAACAACCACAGUUGAAUCUAAUCCAGCAAGAGCUCAAGCAAAGGCUUGACAUGGAUGUUGCCGCUGCACACUUUGCUGCACUUAGAUGUUGAUGAUGACUAGGAGCCACCUAGUGAGAUUGAGAGUGCUACUACCAAUGAUAGUGCUGGUGGUAGUGCCAAUGUUAGCACUAUUUGUGGUUCUUCUAAUUUACCACAGCAUAGAUUGUCUAAUAUGAAUGAUGAUGAUAUUUUUUAUGAUGCAUAUGAUCUUUGUUCAAUGAUGGCUGAUUGUUGACACUUUGACAUUAUUAUUUUCAAUUUUAAUUUAUAUCAUGACAUUCAUGUUUGACUAA
Messenger RNA from Cryptomeria japonica (Japanese cedar), 568 nucleotides. RefSeq names its product mediator of RNA polymerase II transcription subunit 15a. The record is from RefSeq and is a predicted model, not a curated record. The coding region runs from base 32 to 283 and encodes 83 amino acids. Gene Ontology annotation, molecular function: transcription coregulator activity. Gene Ontology annotation, biological process: regulation of DNA-templated transcription. The transcript has 2 exons. NCBI's taxonomy places the organism in Eukaryota, Viridiplantae, Streptophyta, Pinopsida, Cupressales, Cupressaceae.